CCGAUUCCCAAGAUGGCGGCCCCCGGCUUGCUGCGCGGUGGCUGGAGCCGGCUGGUCUCUGGUCUCCUGGGGCUGGGGGGCGGCUGGGCCCGGCCUCCGACCCGCGCGCUCCGGCAGGUUGUGGAAGUUACAGAAGGAAGUACAACUGUUAUUGAGGGCAAAAUUAUAGAAGAUGUCAAAACCCCAACUCCUCCUAACCCUUCUGGUCAGUGUCCCAUUUGUCGCUGGAACCUGAAGCACAAAUACAAUUAUGAGGAUGUCUUAUUGCUGAGUCAGUUCAUCCGUUCUGAUGGAGGGAUGCUGCCCCGUAGGAUCACAGGUCUUUGUCUGGAGGAGCAUAAGAAAGUUGCAGUGUGCGUACAAAUGGCUCACCGAGCAGGUUUGCUGCCAAACCACAGGCCGCUGCUUCCUGAAGGGCAUGUUUCCAAGAAACCCAAGCUCAACAGGUAUCUUACCCGCUGGUCAGUCAGAUCUGCUAAGCCUAUCUGGAAGAGGGGCCCUAAGUGGUGCAGAAUCCCCUUUCGUGUUGGACAUCCCUUGCUGAUGAAUAACAUCAACUAUGGGCAGAGGCCUGUUUAUUUAAAUCACUGAGGCACAGUGGAACUUGCAUAACGAAUGGGUCACAGCUCUUCAGGCAACACCCUGAUUCCAAGCAUCUCUCCUUUUAGCAUUCUGCAUUGUCUCCAGUGAGCAAGCAACCAUCUGCUUCUCUGGGGCAUGCAGGAUUCGUAAUCAUUGCCUUCCUGUGCAAGUAGAACAAGGGCUGACAUUUGACUAUAUUUUAAAAGCAGGAAAGGAUCGGAUCAUUGGUUCAUGACGACCCAAGAGGGUUUUUGCAGCAGGAAGCUUUAGAAGGAGAAUACCUCUCAGAUCUGAUCUGUCACUGGCCCAAGCCGUAGAACCUUUGACUCUGAAGAAAAGUUCUCUGCUCCCUACUACCUCAUCAGGAGUGAUGGAAAUUGUGUUAAUCACACAAGUGGAAUACUUUUGUAGUCUGUAAUGACCUUAGUUUGAGGCAGAAAACACAUGACAGUGGCUGGCAGGCAUUUGGCAUGAUGAUUGUGUCUCACUAUAUGCCUGUUAGGAUUACUUACUGGCUCCCUGUAACUCUUGUGCCUGACAAAUACAAAACACAUUGACACUCUUAA
Gopherus evgoodei (Goodes thornscrub tortoise) is the source of this 1148-nucleotide messenger RNA. RefSeq names its product mitochondrial ribosomal protein S18A (gene MRPS18A). The record is from RefSeq and is a predicted model, not a curated record. The coding region runs from base 13 to 591 and encodes 192 amino acids. Gene Ontology annotation, molecular function: small ribosomal subunit rRNA binding; structural constituent of ribosome. Gene Ontology annotation, biological process: mitochondrial translation. Gene Ontology annotation, cellular component: mitochondrial small ribosomal subunit; ribosome. Lineage: Eukaryota; Metazoa; Chordata; Testudines; Testudinidae. The transcript is spliced from 6 exons.